Triticum aestivum (bread wheat) is the source of this 1644-nucleotide messenger RNA. RefSeq lists its product as uncharacterized. NCBI's taxonomy places the organism in Eukaryota, Viridiplantae, Streptophyta, Magnoliopsida, Poales, Poaceae. The record is from RefSeq and is a predicted model, not a curated record. The coding region runs from base 78 to 1637 and encodes 519 amino acids. The transcript is spliced from 2 exons. Gene Ontology annotation, molecular function: zinc ion binding.
CACAAAGGUUUUGCCUCAGGCACAUUUAUGCAAAUUUCCAAACUGCUGGGCACAGGGGUACUAAUCUAAAGAAAUUGAUGGAUAAUGCUGCUUAUUCAUGGAACAAAAACUUCUUUGAUGCUCACAUGGCUGAUUUGAAAAAAGAGAGUGAAAGUGCAUGGGAAUGGUUGAGCAACAUACAUCCUAAACACUGGGCCAGAUGGGCAAUGGACACUACAUGCAAGACAGAUUUAGUAGUCAACAACUUGAGUGAAGUUUUUAACAACUAUAUCCUGGAUGUUAGAGAUAAACCAAUUGUCACCAUGAUAGACAGCAUAAGAACUAAACUACUGGUUAGGUAUGCCAUAAAUAGGGAAGGUAGAGCUGAUUGUGCUUGGGAGAUCACACCAACUUAUACCGAAAAACUAGAGUUGGAGAAAAUGGCAGCCAAACCAUGUAGGCCAGUUCAUGCAGGGCAGGGACUGUAUCAGGUAGCAAGUGGAGAGAGAACAUAUGCAGUCAACAUUGUCGCUAGGACCUGUGGAUGUAGAAAGUGGGACAUCACAGGGGUGCCUUGCAAGCAUGCAGUGUCUUGCAUCUAUAAGAGGAAGGAGCACCCAGAAGAUUAUAUCGGUGACUUCUUCAAAAAACAUAUGUACCAACUUGCAUACAACAACAUGAUCUAUCCAGUGCCUGACAAAAGUGGUUGGACAAAGACUGACACAAUAGACAUUGAUCCCCCUAUUUUUACAAGGCAUCCAGGUAGACCAAAGAAAAAUAGAAGGAAGGGAAUUCAUGAGGUGCCACAGCCCAGUGGAAACAAUAGGAUGACAACCACAACCUGCUCAAACUGCAACCUACAAGGUCACAAGUACACACACUGUGCUCAACCUUUGAGGCCUGACUUGGAGAUUAGGAGAAAUAAGCACAAAAGUAAUAGAAGGAUACCUGACUAUGUUAUAGCACAAGAGGAGGAAGAUGUGGCGCAAGAGGAGGCAUAUGUUGAACAAGAAGGGCUUGGCCAACAAGAGGAGUAUGUAGCACAACUAGAAAAGACAAUGGAAGAACAACUAGAAGAACUAGCAGAGGCGCCAGAGAGAGAAGUUGCAGAGAAAGAAGCUCAAAUUGCGGCCAAGCAUGCUGCCCAGGUGGCUGCACAAAGAUCAGCUGUUGCAGCCAAGAAAGCAGCUCAAAAGGCACUUGCAGCAGCUAAGAGGGCUGAACAAAAAGCAAAAACGGCAGCACUUCAAGCAGAUCAAAGAGCACACGCGGCAACUCAGUUGACAACUGAGGAGUGUGAAGGAGCACAAGAACAAGUAGCAGAAAGAGUAAGAUUUGUGCCAGCACCAAGAGGUGGAAGAGGAGCGACAAGAGGUGGAAGAGGAGGAAGAACAACAACUACAAGUGGCAGAACAUCAGCAACAUCUGCAAGAGGUGGAAGAACAACAUCUGCAAGAGGUGGAAGAACAACAUCUGCCAGAGGUGGAAGAACAACAUAUGCAAUUUUACAACCAACUCCAAUAAACAUGCCUUGGCAUCCUCCUGGCCCAAGCACUGGUGGAGGCAGGGGCAUGGAAAAAAUGCCAGUCACAAGAGGCAGGGGCACAUCAACAAAUGGCAGGAUGAUGGGCUACUUCACAGCCAGUGGGAACUACUAGGAAGAAU